AUGACACUCUCCACGAAACCCUCAAAAAUCCGCGCCAUUCUCUUCGAUUUCAUGGGUACAUGUCUGAACUGGCACGCCUCACUCCUCCCCCAUCUUCCGCCCCUUCCCUCCCAUCCCUCCUACCCCCCCUCACUCACUUCAAAAAUCCAAUCUGAUUUCCUCCUCCAAUGGCGCCAAUCCUAUUUCGAUGCCAACACCUUUCGCAUCUCCCACAAUCUCCCCGUGGAAAACAUCGAUUUCACACAUCUCUCCACCCUAGAAACUCUCCUCCUCACCCCCCUCUAUUCUCCCUGGUCUUCCUCCUUCACUCCCCCCAUCAAAGACUCCCUCAUCCAGGCAUGGCAUCAUCAAAUCCCCUGGCCUGAUGUUCUUCCCGCGCUGACAUCUCUUUCUGAUGGGAAUGAAUAUGAGCUUUUCGUUCAUGCAAACGGAUCUACACGAUUACAGCUUGAGUUAGUGAAAGCAGCGGGAUUGAAGGGAGUUUUUGAGAUGUUGUUUUCGAGUCAGUUGGUGGGGGUUUAUAAACCGGAAAGAGGGAGUUAUGAGUGGGUGAUGCGGGUUUUGGGGUUGCAGCCGGAGGAAUGUGUCAUGGUGGCGGCGCAUACGAGUGAUUUGAAAGGGGCGAGGGAGGUGGGGAUGAGGACGGUUUAUGUGAGGAGGUGGACAGAUGAUAUUAAUGAUGAUCAGGAGGUGAUUAAACGCGAAAAUGAUGCGUAUUUGGAGAAUAUGGAGGAUUUGGAAAAGGUAAUUAGGGAGUUAUAA
Messenger RNA from Botrytis fragariae, 762 nucleotides. Its product is annotated as putative haloacid dehalogenase protein. The transcript is spliced from 2 exons. Lineage: Eukaryota; Fungi; Ascomycota; Leotiomycetes; Helotiales; Sclerotiniaceae. Bases 1 to 762 code for a protein of 253 amino acids. The record is from RefSeq and is a predicted model, not a curated record.